Molecule: messenger RNA, 1273 nt
Organism: Solanum stenotomum
Lineage: Eukaryota; Viridiplantae; Streptophyta; Magnoliopsida; Solanales; Solanaceae
Product: GDSL esterase/lipase At5g14450
Exons: 5
Coding region: 315-1205 (296 amino acids)
Molecular function (GO): hydrolase activity, acting on ester bonds
Source: RefSeq, a predicted model, not a curated record
AACGAGAUAAAUGCCACUGCUUACUUCAAAAAUAUAACAUUUUCAAUUUCAGUUUCCAUUGAGCAAUAAUAGAAUGUGCAACAGUAAUAUUAUCACUAGUACUACUGUUGGCCCCCUUGAAGAAGAUCACUAGUAUUGCAAUAGCACCCUGCGAUUUUCCGGCAAUUUACAAUUUCGGGGACUCAAAUUCGGACACCGGAGGUAUCUCUGCUGCAUUUGAACCAAUACAAGCACCUUAUGGUGAGAGCUUCUUCCGGGGACCUGCCUGAAGGUUUUCAGAUGGUAGACUUCUCAUUGACUUCAUCGCUGAGCUCAUGAGAUUACCUUACUUGAGUGCCUAUCUAGAUUCCAUUGGCUCGAAUUUCAGGCACGGAGCUAAUUUUGCAACAGGAGGAUCCACCAUUAGGAGACAGAACGAGACUAUAUUCCAAAGUGGUAUAAGCCCUUUUUCCCUGGACGUUCAAAUCGUGCAUUUCCAUCGUUUCCAAUCCAGACCUGAAGAGCUCUAUAGACAGGAGAAGAACAAACUCCCAAGACUUCGUGAAUUUUCAAAAUCUCUCUACACAAUUGACAUAGGCCAAACUGAUUUAGCUGUUGGCUUCCUCCAGAUGAGUAAUAUACAACUUCGGACAGCCAUACCAGACAUACUAAACCAGUUUUCUGCAGCAGUAACGCGUCUAUAUCAACAAGGAGCGAGGGCAUUUUGGAUACACAACACGGGUCCAAUCGGUUGCUUACCAAAAGCCACAUUAUACCUCAGAAAUCCAAAACCAGGUGUUCUUGAUAACUAUGGAUGCUUAAAGUUCCAUAAUAAAAUGGCCUUAGAGUUCAAUAGACAGCUGAAAGCCAGGAUAAGAACGUUGAGAGCAGAGCUUGGGCAUGCUGCUAUAACAUAUGUAGAUGUCUAUGCUGCCAAGUAUGAAUUGAUCAGCAAUGCCAAGAGCCAAGAUUUCAUGGAACCCCAGAAAAUAUGUUGUGGGUUACAGGAGGGGAACACGCAUGUAUGGUGUGGGCAGAGAGGAAUAGUGAGAGGUGCAGAAGUUUUUGGAGGAGCUUGUGUCAACCCUUCAGAUUACAUAAGCUGGGAUGGAAUACAUUUCUCACAAGCUGCUAAUCAAUGGAUUGCCGAUCAUAUACUAAACGGCAGUUUCUCUGAUCCUCCCAUUCCCAUUACACAUGCUUGUCAUAAACAUCUUCACUAUUAGGAAUCUUGUAUUAUAAAUGUGCAUCUUAACUAGCGAUUUUCAUAUCUAUGUCAAGUAAAAUCUUCAUC